AUGGCCCUCUGGAAAACAGUAGUUGUGGUGUUGCUGGCCUGUGUGUCCUGGCCACGGGGAGCCACGGAGGACCUCCGCAGCUUCAAGGACCAGCUCAAGGACUGUCUGGUGGACAAGGACUUCCAGGAGAUUCUGCACAUCAGUGAGACGGGCCUUCCCCCUGCCCACACCCCUCGGCAUGUGGUCAUCGUGGGCGCCGGCAUGGCCGGCCUGACCGCUGCCCAACUGCUGCAGGGCGCGGGACACCAGGUGACUCUGCUAGAGGCUAGCGGGAGGGUGGGGGGAAGGGUGGAGACCUACAGACACCCGACAGACGGCUGGUAUGCUGACCUGGGAGCCAUGAGGAUCCCCAGCUCCCACCAGAUUGUGCGUUCCUGCGCCCAGCGGCUGAAUGUGAGUUUGAGUACGUUUGUGAUGGAUGACCCCAACACCUUCUACCUUGUCAACGGGCAGCUUGUGAAGACCUCCAUGGCAGACAAAAACCCCGCCCUCCUCAAAUACAACACCUCCCAAAAGCUGUCGGCUGACCAGCUGCUUGAUCAGGCCUUGCAGACGGUAAAAGACGCAGUGAAAAAUAAAGGAUGUGGGUUUGCCCUUAAGAAUUAUGACCAGUAUUCUGUCCAGGGUUAUUUGGAAGAAGUGGCUAACCUGAGUUCUGAGGAGGUGAGGAUGAUAGGAGACCUACUAAAUGAGAACUGCAUGAUGUACACUGGCCUGACUGAGAUGCUCUACGACCAAGCAGAUGUCAACGACCACACUGAUUAUUUCGAGGUGGUGGAUGGCUCAGAUCGUCUCCCACAAGCCUUGCAUCGCGUCCUGCUUUACCCCGCCCAGCUGAACUCCAAGGUCAAACAAAUCACCCAGUCAGACACUGGCGUCGAUGUAUACUACCAGAAGGGUAAAGAAUCAGACUGGACCAAGGUGUCUGCGGAGGCAGUCCUCGUCACGACCACAGCCAAGGCGGCCCGCUUCAUAGACUUUGUCCCACCUCUCAGAAACAGUAAGAGGCACGCACUGAGCAGCGUUCACUACGCCAGCUCCACCAAGAUCAUCCUCACCUUCAGCAAAAAGUUCUGGGAGGCUGAUGGCAUCAAGGGGGGGAAGAGCAUCACAGACCGCCCCUCUCGCUUCAUCUACUACCCCAGUCACAGCUUCCCUAAGAACCCGGACGUCGGCGUGCUGCUGGCCUCCUACACCUGGUCCGACGAUUCUCUGCUCUUCCAGGGCCUGGGGGAUGAGGAGCUGAAGGAGGUGGCCCUGAACGACCUGGCGCUGAUCCACGGGGAGAAGGUCUGGGACCUGUGCACGGGGGUGGUGGUGAAGAAGUGGACCUCUGACCCCUACAGCCUGGGAGGCCUCGCCAUCCUCAAUCCCUACCAGUAUCCCGAGAUCGCCUUGGAGCUCUUCCGGUCGCAGGGCAGAGUUCAUUUCGCCGGGGAACACACCGACUUCACUCACGCCUGGAUUGAAACAGCCAUGAAGACGGCCAUCCGAGCUGCCAAGAACAUCCACACCCAGCUUCAAGACAGCUUCAAGUCCACCGCUAAAGUAGAGCUCUAA
Molecule: messenger RNA, 1560 nt
Organism: Gadus chalcogrammus (walleye pollock)
Lineage: Eukaryota; Metazoa; Chordata; Actinopteri; Gadiformes; Gadidae
Product: L-amino-acid oxidase-like
Exons: 7
Coding region: 1-1560 (519 amino acids)
Biological process (GO): amino acid catabolic process
Molecular function (GO): polyamine oxidase activity; L-amino-acid oxidase activity
Source: RefSeq, a predicted model, not a curated record